AUGUCAUCAGGGCUGCCCAAUGGGUCUCUCCAGCACGGCAUAGUGCGUCUCUCCACGCUCACAGGUGCUGUGCUGAGCCUGCUCUACGGGCGCGUAGUGAGCUCCGCCGUUCCAAGACUGUAUUCGUGGUGUGGGGCUGCCUCGAGCAGUACCUGGACCAGGAAUCAGGAGGAGGAAAUGUGGGACCUGGCAGGCAUUGUCAAAGACAGCUACUGCCAGUUCCCCGGAAGGCUGCUUCAGGACCCCACAAGCAUUGACAGCCCUAACCCCAAGUGUGAGCUGGAUGAUGUGAAAAGUGCUGCUAAAAAGAUGUCUCACAAUAAUACUCCGCUAAAGAGGAGCACAGUGGGUAUCCAAGACAGAUCAUCAACCCGAGAGAAAAAGUCAAGGUAUUCAAACAUCGGACUCAACACAGAUGAGAGACACAGACAGGCUGUCGCACAGUUAAUUCCAAUUGUAGACACUUGCAGAAUUGAAACUACUUUUGCGCCAGUGGGAGAAAAUAAAGCGGUUAACACCUCAAGAAAAACAGCAGCUGGAUAUAAGAACAUCAAAAGGCAGGCUAAUGAGGACAACGAUGUAUCUGAUUUUGAGCGGGAGUUAAUGAAUGAAAAACAUCACAGGAAAAAGAAACCACUGGACCCCAGGCAUCGUCUCAGAAACGCCAAAUUUACUGCACAUGAAAACUUGGUACUGGUGGAGAAUCUUAUACCGGUUUUUCAUAAACUCGCUGGCAAUAACUUAGCCACUACAGAUCCUGCCUGGAAACAUGCAGCCUGGCUAAAAAUUACUGCAGCUGUUAAUAGCUUGGGUGUUUAUCCUAGGCAUCAUGAACAUGUCAAAAAAAGAUUUCAUGACAUUAAAUUUGCCUUGAGAAAGAAAAUGUCAGAUGAAGAGCAAAGCAGGAGAUCGGGUGUUGGUGUACCAGGAAAAAAGAUAUUCUAUCAUGACUAUGAGGAAUUGCUAAAACCAUAUGUAUAUAAGGAAUCAUUUAUUGGAAUAGAUGGAGGCUAUGAUUCUUCAAAGCAUGUUAAAGAGCAACCUGGAACGUUACUCUUGUACUCAGAGAAUUCAAGUGAAAGUGGACUUUCUGUAACUGCUCAGGGAUUAGAUCUAGACACAGAAGAUGACGAUGAAAAUACCACAAAUAUGGAUACCCCAAUAACUUUUUAUCGACAGCACUCUUCUCAUCCAGUUGGUAACUCCUCUGCAGCUGAAACCUUUCCUAACUGUGUUAACUCCGUUGCUCCAGAAAGUGCUGGUGUAGCUGAUUCUGAUGUUACAGAUGCUGCUGUUGUUCCUCCAGCUCCCGCAUUACACAGGCAUACAGCAUACCGUACAAGAAAUAUGGAUCAUCAGCAGUAUGUGUUUGAUGUUCCACAAAGUGAAAGAUUGCAGGACAAACAAAAAAGCCAUCGCAAAUGUUUAAUGAACAGACUUGACGUUUUGAACAAUCACCUCGACAAAUUUAAUGCCUUGUAUGAGCAACAAAUUGCCACCACUCAGAUCUAUAGACAACAACAAUUACAUUUCAUGUGCAAACAAAAUGAGCUGCUGACAGAACAGUUAUCUAAGCUGGACUCAAUAGCCACUCUCCUUGGUGAAAGGAACAACAGCAGCAACAUCUGAAAUACUAGUGUCUAAAAAUAGGAAUUGACAUAUGUUGUUACUGUUUUGCAAACAUCUUCCAUGAUAGUUGAUGCACAUUGCUUGUAUAGGAACUGUUUUGUAUUGAUUUUUGU
Messenger RNA from Nanorana parkeri, 1742 nucleotides. RefSeq lists its product as uncharacterized. NCBI's taxonomy places the organism in Eukaryota, Metazoa, Chordata, Amphibia, Anura, Dicroglossidae. The record is from RefSeq and is a predicted model, not a curated record. Bases 1 to 1629 code for a protein of 542 amino acids. Gene Ontology annotation, cellular component: nucleus. The transcript has 7 exons.